UGACCUCACAAAGCCUUCAGACAUUUACACCAGACCUCAAAUUAACCUGUUUAUGACUCUCUUCUAGGAAAACAGAGCUCUGCUGUGAUCUGCUGUGGAGCCACUGAGAAGAUGGCACUGUUCUGGUUUUUUGCAGCUCUUGUCUCUGUUGCUCUGGCCUACAGAGAAGGUCAAAUGGAGCACAGAUCCAGGCCAUCUGACUGUUCUGACAUCCAUAGAUCAGGAGAAAGGUCCAGUAGGACUCACACCAUUCAUAUAGACGACAGUCCCGUCCAUGUUGACUGUCAUAUGGUAUCAGAAGGUAGAGAGGAAGAGCACGGAGGAUGGACGGUGAUUCAGAAGAGGAUGGACGGCAGUCUGAAUUUCUAUCGGCCGUGGAGAGAGUACAAGAGAGGAUUCGGGACUGCGGAGGGUGAACACUGGCUGGGUCUGGAUCACAUCCACCACAUGACACGCCACAGGAGGUACAUGUUGAGAGUGGAUAUGGAGGACUUCAAUGGAAGGAAAGGUUCCGCUCAUUACUCGUCCUUCUCUGUGGGAUCUGAAGAAGACGGCUAUAAACUGCACGUUUCAGGAUUCAGGGAUGGAGGAGCAGGCGACUCUCUGUCUUCCCACAACCAUCAGAAGUUCUCCACCUUUGACAAAGACCAAGACGAUUACAAAAAGAACUGCGCCAGAGAGUUUCUGGGGGGAUUCUGGUAUAAAAAGUGUCACCAUGCAAACCCCAACGGUGUGUAUUUAUGGGGGCACGAUCGCACCCAUUACGCUAUCGGUGUGUGUUGGUGGAGCUGGGAUCACAAUUACUUCAACAGCUUGAAACACAUCUCCAUGAAGAUCAAACGCAUAUACUAGAACAUGUGAUGUUUACAGGGGCAAAUGCAUAAUGCCAAUUACUCUAUCUUUAAUGCUUAAAGCUGAGCCCUCAGUGCUUUACAGUGUGUAUGUGAACACAUGCCCUUGACACAAUUACACCUCUGAAAGUCUCUCUCUCCAGAAGUUAUAAUGACUUAUAAUGCUGUGUUUAACUUUCCCACAAGCUGUUCAAUGACCGUGAUUUGUCUUUGUUUCAGUCAGUUUUUACUAUUCACAUGAUAAUACUCAAUAAA
Messenger RNA from Danio aesculapii, 1106 nucleotides. RefSeq names its product microfibril-associated glycoprotein 4. Gene Ontology annotation, biological process: elastic fiber assembly. The transcript is spliced from 5 exons. The coding region runs from base 112 to 852 and encodes 246 amino acids. The record is from RefSeq and is a predicted model, not a curated record. NCBI's taxonomy places the organism in Eukaryota, Metazoa, Chordata, Actinopteri, Cypriniformes, Danionidae.